Molecule: messenger RNA, 811 nt
Organism: Brassica oleracea var. oleracea
Lineage: Eukaryota; Viridiplantae; Streptophyta; Magnoliopsida; Brassicales; Brassicaceae
Exons: 4
Coding region: 208-687 (159 amino acids)
Source: RefSeq, a predicted model, not a curated record
CAAAGCAAAGAGAAGUUGGAGGAACACUACAAAGAAACCAUAACCAAGAGAAUCUGUUGAAGCCAAGCAAAGCUUAAAGCUUAAAGAGCUAAGAGAGCAUUUAUCAUCAGGCCACUUCAUAUUCUUGAGACUUAAAGAAUAUUUCAGAAAAAAAACAAGUCCAAAGACUCAAGUUUAAGAAGGAAUCAUCUUUUCAAAUUCAGUACGAUGGUUGGUAUUUUCUCCAGAUUUUCUGUUGGUAGAAGUGGCCAUAGAAGAACUCAGAGUGCCAUCGAUAUGAGGGAAGCAUUGCCAUCAAGUACUACUGAUCUUGUUGGUUCAACUCAUGGGAUAGAAGUAGCAACAGAGUUUAAACCAGUGGAACACCCUAUCGAGCCCUUGGACAUUGAUCAACCGAUCCAAUGUCCACUCCGCGAGCCAUCCAUUCUCAAUGAUGGGAUAAUAUGGAAAGAGAGAGUGUCGGCGUCCAUGAGGAGACGAGGCGACUUGGACAUUGCUCAAGAUGGAACUGAUGUAGUAGAAUCUGUUGGAACCAGCUGUGGUCCCACAGAACCUGAUGGCUUUAUGACAAAACCGUCGGUAACUAGCCAAUGCAAUCCCAAGCGUCGAUUCUUGCCUUCGCUCAGUGCACCGGAACGUCACAUGCUUAAUCUACUAGAAGAAUGCAAAGCAUCCGGUACUAUCUAAGAACCAAUGCUGGUCUGGUCUACGCACUUUUUUAUUCUGUGUAAGAACAAAAACCAAAUCAUAUUGAAUGUUAACACUGUAUCUUGCGUCACAAGCUACACAAGUUUCCUUCAUUUCCAAGUUA